Molecule: messenger RNA, 2199 nt
Organism: Thyridium curvatum
Lineage: Eukaryota; Fungi; Ascomycota; Sordariomycetes; Thyridiales; Thyridiaceae
Exons: 5
Coding region: 1-2199 (732 amino acids)
Biological process (GO): proteolysis
Molecular function (GO): serine-type endopeptidase activity
Source: RefSeq, a predicted model, not a curated record
AUGGUCCUCAAAUACAGCUUGACGCCCGAGGCCUUCCUCAGCGCGCCGCGGCGUGGCGCUGCUGUUCCGACUCUCGAUGGCAAGCUCGGCUUCUUUACCACAUCGACGCAUACCUUUGGCGAGGGCACAAAGAAAGAAGUCAACAUCAUUGACCUCUCGAAUGGCGAUACCUGGACCAUCUCUGACGGUGACAAGCUUCAUGACAUCAAUUGGCUUCCUUUCAAGGACCAGCACGCCCUCCUCUGGCUGCGGUCUGCCGACAAGGGCGAGACGGAGAUAGUUGUCACGCCUGAUGUUGGUGCAAAGGCAAACACCUCUGCAGAAUCACAGUCCUACGUUGCCGGAACGCUCCCUGGGCCUGUCGAGGCGUUGAAGCUUGUGAGCCUUAAAGAUGGAACUCUCGCCUUUGCCUGUGUUGGGCUUGCAGGCGAGGACGGCGAGUUGUACAACGAAGAGGCUGUCGAAAAGAAGGCUAGCAGUGGCUUGAUUUACGACACACUGCAUGUUCGCGAGUGGGAUUCAUACGUCAAACCACAGAAGAAUUCAAUCUUCUUCUCGACGCUUGUAGUAAAGGACGACAAAUGGGCUGUGGAUGCCCCUUUGAAGAACGCGCUGGCGGGCACGGACAUGGAAGCCCCUGAUAAUGUCUACGAGCCAGAAGAUACCGAGGACUACUACGAUAUUGGCCCCAAGGGCAUCACCUUCGCGGCCAAGGACCACACUCUCAGGUCAGCCGAUGACUUUGGCAGCAACAAUCUCUACUUUGUGCCUCUAGACUCUUUCUCCCAGGCGUCCAUGAGCAAACCCACCAAGAUUCUCUUGCGGCAGGAGCAUACGCCCGGCAUCUUUUCGAAUCUUCGUUUCUCGCCCGAUGGGGACAUGCUGUGCUUCCUUCAUGCGACGCUCGAGCGCCCUGCCGACGUCCGACUGCACAUGACGUUUGUCGAGAACCCCGACGCGCAAGGCUCGACGGUGGGGACACUCGACGUCUUUGAGUUUAUCAUCCAGGAGAAAUGGUCACUCGUGCCUUCGAGUUUCGCAUUCGGCCUCUCUGGCCAGUCUCUCUUCAUCGCGGCCGGCGAUUGCGGAAGAGAGUCACUGUUCCACGUCGAGAUGAAGAACAAGGCCAAGCCGCUCAAGCUCACUGACCACGGAUCUGUGUCUGCCUACUACCCGGUCCUCAACCCACCCCGAGGCAAAGAGGGAGUCCUGGUGUCCGGAUCCAGCUUGACGGAACCAAGCUGGUACGAGAUGAUUGGCAUUGGUGGUCACGCCGAGGACAAGAUGAUCUUCUCCAUCCCGACCAAGCGUCUGGACCCCAACUUCGGCCUCAGCCGGUCUCAGGUAUCCGAGAUCUACUUCGAGGGCGACGGCGACUAUGUUGUGCAAGCCUGGGUGGUCAAGCCCAGCAAGUUCAACGACGAUAAGCAAUACCCCAUGGUGCUCAUGAUCCACGGUGGACCUGCUUCCGCUUGGCUAGACUCGUGGCAUGCAAGGUGGAAUGCGAUGGUCUGGGCAGAGCAAGGCUAUGUUGUUGUGCUUCCUAAUAUUUCGGGAAGCACAACCUUUGGCAUUGAGCAUGCCGCAAGAAUUUACGGCAGCUGGGGCGGAUAUCCGUACGAGGAUCUUGUCAGCUGCAUGGAAUAUCUGAAGAAUAUCCCGUACAUUGACACAGACAGAGCAAUUGCCGCUGGCGGUAGUUAUGGCGGAUACAUGAUCAACUGGAUCAACGGCCACGCGCUGGGCCGAAGGUUCAGAGCAACAGUCUGCCACGACUCGGUCUUUACGACUCCCAACAUAACCUUGUUCUCGGACGAGUCGAGCGGCCUGGCCGACUUCAAGGGCAACGGGUUCCCCUGGGCCAACUUCAAGGAGCUCAGCAAGUGGGAUCCUUCUCGCCCGGAGCUGCUGAGGAACUGGAAGCACGCGUCGCCGACGCUGGUGAUACACAGCGACAAGGACUACCGGUGCGCCAUCACCGAGGGCCUGGCUACCUUCCGGACCCUGCAGCUGAUGGGGGUGCCGAGCCGGUUCCUGACGUUCCCGGACGAGAAUCACUUUGUGCAGAAGCCGGACAACUCGCUCCUGUGGCACAAGACCAUCUUUGACUGGAUCAACAAGUACUCGGGUGUCGCAGCGGAGAGGGAAAAGGGGACAGCCAGCCAGGUGACGGAACAGCUGGUCGACUUGAGUCUGUGA